AUGUCACGUGACCAAGGUUACCACGGAGACGCAGCAAUUUCUGAUAUGCGAGAAUAUGCUGAAAAUCUAAAGCAUUUUUACACAGGUUCGGAAACUUUCUUUCAUCAGGUGCGGAUCCAGACCCAAGACUUCAAGAACCCGCGCUACCGAGGAACUUGGCAUUGUCUCAGCGAAACCGUCAAAAAAGAAUCGGUGCCAGGUAUAGCAUCAUACUUCCUGAUCUACGAGUACCUAACUCGUUCCUGGGCCUCGAGUGACAACAGUAUAUCACCUCUGGCAGUGCUCGCUGGUGGUGGCUUUGCUGGAGCAUUGUCCUGGGUUGUCAGUUAUCCCAUGGACGUUGUCAAGUCAAGACUACAGGCUGACGGGGUUGGUGGCAUCAACAAAUACAAAGGAAUCAUGCACUGUACUAAAGCUAGCAUUGCUGAAGAAGGCCUGGGAGUCAUGUUCCGGGGCCUGAACUCUUCUCUCCUCCGUGCCUUCCCUACCAACGCUGCCACCUUCGCCGUCGUCACCUGGACACUGCAGCUGUGUCGUACUAAGGACCAUCACAGUGACAUGAGGCAAUCCUGGAGAGAGGUACUGGCUGGAGGCGAGGCACUAGUCAAGGCAGCGGGUGUUCCCUCUUCACAAGAACUUAUAUUAACUUAUCAAAGCCAGUCACAAACCCCAGCGUCCAUGCUCGCCCAGGUUAUAGCGGCCUCUAACGUGAGAACCAUCCUGGAUGAGAAAGUUGAGAGCGCGGAAAACGAAGUUCACACACACUGUACAUGUGCUGAGGAUAAGAGUAUACCUUUCUUCAUCAAGGGAAGAAUACCGGAAUUGUUUGGUUCAGUGUGUAGACAGGAAGGUAACGAGACGCUCGCGCACACUGCCAACUGGUCAAGACGAGGUGACAUUCUCUCAUGCACUGCUCUCUGGGCGCUCACCAAACACCAACACAAUCUUAGUAUAGUGUUAUAGUUCUAAAUUUCUGAUCCCAUGAUCAACACACUCCUCAGUCUUUUAAGUUUAAAUACUUCAUUUUAGAGGUAAAUAGCUACCACUACCACUGUCUAAUAGUGACUAGCUUCUCGGUUGCGAGGAUCAUAGCUAAUGACAAAACAGUUCUGUCUUCCGGCAGUGCUAUGUGUGUGU
Molecule: messenger RNA, 1137 nt
Organism: Cherax quadricarinatus
Lineage: Eukaryota; Metazoa; Arthropoda; Malacostraca; Decapoda; Parastacidae
Source: RefSeq, a predicted model, not a curated record